AUGCUGAUCCUGACGUGCCCGGCCCACCUGCAGCGCCUGGAGGAAGCCCUGCGGAGGAGCCUGCCUGCCACUCUGCCGGUCCUGGGGGCCGUGAUGACGGUGGCCCGGGGGAACCCGGCUGCCCACGAGGUGCUGGUGGACUCCUGGCCCCAUUUCAGCGUCGUCUUGACCCGCCUGCGUCCAGAGGAACACAAGGACCCCGGGGACUUCUACACCAACCAGCUGACGGUUUAUUACCGGGACGAGGGGGCUUGGCGGGCACUGCUGGGGGGCACCGAGGCGGUGGGCUGGACCCAAGCCUUCCAGAUACAGGGGAUGCAGGAGGGGAUGUACGAGGCCGUGCGGGAGGCGGUUGGUGCCAAGGGGCUGCGGUUGGAGACGUAUCGGUACCAGGCGCUGCUGAGCCCCCGGCCCCCCCAGCCCCGCGGGCAGGUGCCACCCGGCCUCCGCCUGUCCCCCGUGUCCCCCUCCCACAUCUCGCUGCUCAACGCCACGUGGGCCUGGGGGGGCAACGCCCGCAGCCGGCGGUUCCUGGAGGGGCUGGUGCGGUCCCUGCCCAGCGCCUGCCUGCUGACACCCCAGGGGCACCCCGUUUCCUGGAGCCUCCUGGAUCCCCUGGGCUGCCUGAGCCAUGGCUACACGUUGCCGGCUUGGCGCGGGCAGGGCCUGAGCGGGGUGACACUGGGUGCCCUGGGCCGGCACCUGUAUGCCCGCGGGUUCCCCAUUUAUUGCGGGGUGCUGCCCCACAACACCCCCUCGCAGCGAGCCGUCCGCGCCGUCGGCUUCCUGCCCCAGCCUGGCACCUUCUACACUUUGGUGGUCACUCACCCCUCCCAGUAAUGCCCAGGGGGAUGGGGAUAUGGCGGGGGACACACACACACACAUCCAAAGCCUUGGGGAUGGGGUAUCGGUUGGUUUUGGGGGGGGCUGGAUGUCCCCAGGAUGGGGGUUUGAGGACACCCGUGAGCAGAGGAGCCAUCCACGACAGGGUAACAGGGGAUAAAGUGGGGUUACUUGCCCCCCCCACCCAGGGAGGGAAAAC
Tyto alba (common barn owl) is the source of this 1042-nucleotide messenger RNA. Its product is annotated as glycine N-acyltransferase-like protein 3. NCBI's taxonomy places the organism in Eukaryota, Metazoa, Chordata, Aves, Strigiformes, Tytonidae. Gene Ontology annotation, molecular function: glycine N-acyltransferase activity. Gene Ontology annotation, cellular component: mitochondrion. The record is from RefSeq and is a predicted model, not a curated record. Bases 1 to 840 code for a protein of 279 amino acids. The transcript is spliced from 5 exons.